AUGUUUCAGUCAUCGAAACCCUAUUCGGCGGUGACCGUUCAGAUCGAGGUCCUUACUAGCGAACAAUAUGAAGUCGAUGACUCGAGCGGUAUCGUUGACCUGGUCGAGGUCAUUCGCAUCCAAGCCAGCGGCCCGACAGAAGCCAGCCGUGCUCUGCGCAAGAAACUGAAAUAUGGCAACCUUCAUCGCCAAUUGCGUGCGCUCACAAUUCUUGACUUUCUGAUCCAGAAUGCUGGAGAUCGGUUCCUGCGCGAAUUUGCCGACGAGCCGUUGCUCGAACGACUCCGUAUCGCCGGAACAGAUCCAGUUUCGGAUCCGCUGGUGAAGCAGAAAUGCAAAGUGAUGUUUGGACAAUGGGCGGCAACUUACAAGGACACGCCCGGUAUGGCCAAAAUCACCGCCCUUUAUAAGCAGCUCCCAAAGCGCAAGCAGCCUGCAUCCCAGGCCAAGGCAAAAGUUCUCCGUGAAGGAGGGAAUAACAGUAAUGAACCACCCAUGGGACAUACGGUUUCCGUAUCGGCUGGGAAUGGACCCUCAAGAAACCUCAGCAGCCCCAAACCGAAGUCAAAAUCAAAGGACAAGGAUAAGAAGAGGGACAAGAAACUCUCGAUCAGCAGUAGGAAUUUUAGUUUGGAGCGCGAGCGUCCUCAGAUCCUGGAAACCAUUGCCUCCGCCUCCGUCGCCAGCACUAAUCUGCUGAAUGCACUGAAGCUCGUAAACCGCGAGACAACUCGCGUGAGCGAGGACGCGGAAUGCGUCAAUCGCUUUGAGAUGUGCAAGAAGCUUCGGCACCAGAUUCUCCGAUAUAUCCAACAGAUAGAAAGCGAGGAGUUUCUCGGAGGAUUGAUCCAUGCCAACGAAGAGCUAGUGACGGCCUUGAUGGCGUUUGAAGUUCUAGACAAGAGUGUGGACUACGACAGUGACAGUGAGGAUGACGUUCUGUCAGGGAACUGGAGGUCGAAGGCCGAGAUCGAGGAGGAAAUGAAUCAAAGCUUCAGUGGCCUUAGCAUUAACCCUCCCAAGCCACCUCGCCCGAACCGAAACAGCCUUCCGACUGCUUCAUCGUCGCAGCAUUCCCGGCAAAUAUUUGAAAGCGAGAGCGAGACAGAGUCCGAGGAAGAAGAAGACGAUGAGGACAAUCCAUUCGGAGAUCGGAAUGCCAUCAAGACGCCUGCUGUUGAGGCUACAGGAUAUACCUGGUAG
Messenger RNA from Penicillium macrosclerotiorum, 1203 nucleotides. RefSeq names its product LSB5 family protein. Bases 1 to 1203 code for a protein of 400 amino acids. The transcript has 3 exons. Gene Ontology annotation, molecular function: phosphatidylinositol binding; ubiquitin binding. The record is from RefSeq and is a predicted model, not a curated record. NCBI's taxonomy places the organism in Eukaryota, Fungi, Ascomycota, Eurotiomycetes, Eurotiales, Aspergillaceae. Gene Ontology annotation, cellular component: actin cortical patch. Gene Ontology annotation, biological process: actin cortical patch localization; endocytosis; actin filament organization.